AUGGAUUGCGAACGUUCUCCAGAUAUCCAGAUAUCGCACAUAGUUAAAGUUUGUGAACUAAAACCAUCACAAUCGAUAACUGUUUAUUUAUCUUCGGAAUAUAACAGAAAGAUUCCAGAUUUUCUUCAUGUUAAUAUGAUUAUCGAAGAAGAUAUACGAAUACAGACAGACAGUGACAGUUCGUCGAUAGCAACAGUCAUUAGUGAUACUGAUUAUCAUGAUCUUAGAACAACUGAUCUGGAUCGUAUUGAACGAAUUUGGAUAGAGAGACUGCAGCAGAAUCCUAGUUUAUUUAAUGGAACAAAAUUCAGAGUUCAUCACGUGACUAGUACAGAUGACGGUGACCGUGUGAUCAUGUAUCUGGGAAUUACAGAUUAUAAAGAGUAUUUAGGUACAAACUGGGCACCAAAUGUAAAAAAUUUGCAACAAAAAGGCAUUGAGAUACACGGAAACUCACAAGCGUUUUUAUCAGAUGCCUUGGGUGUGGGAGCUAGUGUUGUAACUGAAGACAACUUCCUUGUGUUAUUAUGGCGAAGUAAACAUUGUGCUGAGGCACCAUCUAUGUGGGAUGUUCCUGGAGGUCAUGCAGAACCAAAGAAACUUGUUGGUAAUAAACUUCUGAAAGAGAUUGAUGUGUCAUCAAUGGACAGAAGUGCAGUUGUUGAUGAGAUUUUCGAUUCCAUUGUACAGGAGGUGAUAGAUGAAGUGAACAUACCACGUAGGUAUUUAGAGAAACCAUUGUACAUGGGAACUCAUCGUAAUAACACAAGUGCUGGAAGACCAAGUUUGGCAUUUUAUAUCAGAUGCUGCAUUUCAAGUGAAGAUGUUAGAGUUCUAUACAAGCAAGGCAAUCAGCAGGAAGCAGAUGAGUCAACUAACAUUACAUUUGUUCCCUUGAAUGAGGUUGCAUCUUUAGAUACACAAAAUAAAGACCUAUGGAACCAUUUGGCACCAUCAGCCAAAGGAAACUUGACAAUCUUUUCAGUUGUUCAUGGUUUUAAAAAACCAUAA
Candidula unifasciata is the source of this 1011-nucleotide messenger RNA. NCBI's taxonomy places the organism in Eukaryota, Metazoa, Mollusca, Gastropoda, Stylommatophora, Geomitridae. The record is from the annotation of a GenBank genome assembly.